AUGGCCACUAACCCCGGUUGGGCAGGCAAAGAUGGUCACUUCAAGCGGCAGGUCAGUGCAUUCAGAGAUCACAUCGAGGAGAAUGGAGAGCAUCCGCCUGAAAAGGGGCGAUACCACCUCUAUGUCUGUUACGCUUGUCCCUGGGCACACCGAGCUCUGAUUAUCAGGCAGCUCAAGGGCCUUGAGGAUUAUAUCGACGUCUCCUAUGUCCACCCGCACAUGCUUGAGGGUGGAUGGCACUUUGUCAAACCUGACAAUGCCAAGAAGCAGGCCGCACCCGUCUCCGAACACUCGUUCGACACCUUCCCAGGCUCUACCGAGGAUCAUCUCUUUGGAUCCGAGUAUAUGUCAGAAAUCUACAAAAAAGCCGAUCCCAAUUACUCUCAACGUUUCACCGUCCCAGUCGUAUGGGACAAGAAAUCCAACACCCUGGUCAACAAUGAAUCGUCAGAGAUCAUCCGUGAUUUCAACUCGGCCUUCAACUCGACUCUACCUGAUGGUGAGAAGAAGGAACUGGACCUCUACCCCGAGGAUCUCCGUAAAGAGAUUGACGAGUUGAACACCUGGGUCUACGACGAUAUCAACAACGGAGUUUACAAGUCGGGUUUCGCUACCACUCAGGAGGCUUAUGAGAAGAACGUCGUUCAGCUAUUCAAGUCGCUCGACAGAGUCGAAAAGAUCUUGAGCGAUGGACGAGAUUACCUCAUCGGAGGCAAACUCACCGAGGCGGAUGUCAGGACCUACACUACUAUCGUCAGAUUUGAUCCUGUCUAUCACGGUCAUUUCAAGUGCAAUCUCGGCAGCAUUCGACACGACUACCCUCAUAUCAACCGAUGGCUGAAGAACCUGUACUGGAACAACCCAGCUUUCAAAGAUACCACCGAUUUUGACCAGAUCAAAGAGCACUACUACUACUCACACGGAAACAUCAACCCUACUCGAGUUGUGCCUCUUGGACCAAAAGAGGACAUUGAGCCGCUCUAA
Kockovaella imperatae is the source of this 984-nucleotide messenger RNA. RefSeq names its product glutathione S-transferase. Lineage: Eukaryota; Fungi; Basidiomycota; Tremellomycetes; Tremellales; Cuniculitremaceae. The record is from RefSeq and is a predicted model, not a curated record. Gene Ontology annotation, cellular component: cytoplasm. The coding region runs from base 1 to 984 and encodes 327 amino acids. The transcript is spliced from 6 exons. Gene Ontology annotation, molecular function: glutathione transferase activity.